AGCCACCACGGCGUCUCUCACGACAUGAGCAGCAUCGCAUGCUGGCGUCAAAAGGAAGGAUUGAGCGGGAGGAACCACUUCCUCUCGUUGAAUGUGUCACGCUGCCGGAGUCGUUUGAGUACGUGACAGCCACAUACCCUUCGUAUGUGAAGGAUCUGCUCUUUUCAUCGCCAUUUUGCCGAGCGGCCGAGACAUUGUCGUCAGGCAAUCGUGACGUCACGACCACCAUGCAGCCAUUUGUGCCUAGCACCGCCCGUGAAGCAGGGCGGCGUCAGAAAUGCAAGCGUGGCAUCAGUGACGGUGAGGUGCGGCGUAUUCCAGUUUACAUGCAGUCAAGCGAGGAGCCCUCUGCGGCGCGACAGCUGCAAAAGACGCUUGAAAAGGCAUCCUCCCUUGUAAUGCCGGAGGGGCGUGACAAGAAGACACUGCGGCGACUGAAAAAGAAACUUAACGCCCAGCGUCAGCUGGUUGAGAAGCAGUCACGCAGCGAGGAGAGCAGCGCUGAGGCGAAGCGGCACAUGCUGCGCCAGAAUGACAAGGCUUUUCUUGCGGAAAUUCAGCGUUUCUUGGGGGAGGAGGACGAAGACGUGAGGCAACUCCUCCGGCACGACGGGGGUGAGGCGCCAGGAAACAAUAGGCAGGAGGAGAGGCAAAUGAAGAAAAAGAAGAGUGUUUCCCGUGCAGGAGACAAAGUGGCAUUAUGUGGACGCAAGCGCCGCAGAGAGUCGGCGGAAACAUUGUCCAUGACACGUGCCGAUGAGGAAGGAGACCGGCAUGAAUCGUCCAAUGGCGGAUGCAAGGCUGCAAAGAGAGGGCGGCGGGAAGUAAGCCACACGGAAAAUCAUCAUCACACGGCUGCUAGCGCUGCUCGUACGUGCGGUAGGAAUACACGCGCGGCGGUGAAUGGUAGUCCAUCAGAGCAGCCGGCGCUGAAGAAUAAGAAGAAGAAGAAGAAGAAGAAGAGGGCGAGCAGGGAAAUGGGGGCGACGAGCUUUCAUUAA
Molecule: messenger RNA, 1001 nt
Organism: Trypanosoma cruzi
Lineage: Eukaryota; Euglenozoa; Kinetoplastea; Trypanosomatida; Trypanosomatidae
Exons: 1
Source: RefSeq, a predicted model, not a curated record